This is a messenger RNA of Cucumis melo (muskmelon), 865 nucleotides long. Its product is annotated as NADPH-dependent aldehyde reductase-like protein, chloroplastic. The record is from RefSeq and is a predicted model, not a curated record. Bases 1 to 786 code for a protein of 261 amino acids. The transcript has a single exon. NCBI's taxonomy places the organism in Eukaryota, Viridiplantae, Streptophyta, Magnoliopsida, Cucurbitales, Cucurbitaceae.
AUGUCAACUGUCGCCGCUCCUCUGCCGCUCCAUGGCCGAACUGCAAUCGUCACCGGCGCUUCCCGCGGCAUUGGCCGCGCCAUAGCCAUCCACCUCCACUCCCUCGGCGCAAAUCUCGUCCUCAACUAUGCUUCCAACUCCACUCAAGCUGAUCUCCUCGCAUCCGAUCUCAACCAGUCAUCGGCGCCACUCCGACGAGCCGUCGCUGUCCAAGCCGACGUGUCCGACCCAGACCAGGUUAAGCGGCUGUUCGAUUCGGCUGAAAAGGAAUUCGGAUCUGAGAUUCACAUACUCGUGAACUCCGCUGGGAUCCUCGAUUCGAAGUACCCGAGUUUGGCCGGAACCGCCGUGGAGGAUUGGGAUGAGACGUUUCGAGUGAAUUGCAGAGGCGCGUUUUUGGUCUGUAAAGAGGCGGAGAAUCGGAUCAAGCGCGGCGGCGGAGGGCGUAUUCUGUUGAUUACGACGUCGAUCGUUUUGUCUCUGCCGCCAGGGUACGGUGCUUAUGCGGCAUCGAAGGCGGCGGUGGAGGCGAUGGCGAAAAUUGCGGCGAAGGAGCUUAAGGGGACGGGAGUUACGGUCAACUGCGUGGCGCCGGGACCGGUGGAGACGGAGCUUUUCUACGCCGGGAAAUCAGAGGAGACGGUGGCGAGGAUUGCGGAGGCGUGCCCGAUGGUCCGGCUCGGGCAGCCGGACGAUGUGGCGAAAGUGGUGGGGUUCUUAGCUACCGAUGCCGGUGAGUGGGUCAACGGGCAGGUGGUUCGGGUCAACGGGGGACUUGUAAUUUGAUUGUUGUACGUUUGAUUUUCUUUUUUCUUUUUCUACCACGAGGAGUGAAAUUAAAAUAACUCAAUUUUACAACACUUCA